GUAAGGUAUAUAAAAACCCGCAAUUGGCGCCCUCCUCCCCAGAAGCCCCAAAUUCGCUCGCCUCUCUCUUUCUCUCUCAAUCAAAACCAUGGGGGACCGCCGACUCGAAGUCACCAGAUCCAAUUUCAAGUCCCUCGCCGGACCGAAGAAACUCCGAGAUAUGAAGAAAACGGCUGUUAAAGACUCUCCAACUCAACUCAAAAAUGAAAAUGUUGUUCAAGAGGGUAUGGCUCAACUCCAACUUAACGAGGAGAAUACUACUACAACAAAACCAGAAGAGAGGAAAAUGUACAGAGCAGUCGUAUUUACUAGACCUUUCAAAUUCACAAUCCCUUGUAAAGUUUGCGGGGUGGUUGGCCACUUUAAUGAUGAUUGCCCCUACAUGAUACGUGUUCCAAACAAUGUAACUGAGGUUGGCAAGGGCUAUGAAAUAGUUACCUUCCGUGGUAAGAGGCAUGCUGAAAGUAUGCUAUGUGGUUAUUGUCAUAUCGGUGCUGACCAUCAGAACGAUGACUGCCCGCAUAAGAGCAAAAUCAUUGCACGAAGAAACUCCCUUCGGAAGGCCCCUCCUGCAGGUCCUCUCACCUCCUGAUCUUGCUGAUGCUCAGGAUUGGGAUGCUGCUGCUGUUGGAUGAUUAUAUCUAGUCUUGUUUUGGAAUGUUGCAGUCCUCCGUAUUUUUGUUGGGUUCGAGCACUCUGUAGUCGGUCUGUAUGUACGUAUGUCAUGUAUGUCUUUGAACAAGCACGUUCCGUCUGCCGUCAUUCUAAUGUUAGUUUUAUUCACUA
Pyrus x bretschneideri (Chinese white pear) is the source of this 786-nucleotide messenger RNA. RefSeq lists its product as uncharacterized. Lineage: Eukaryota; Viridiplantae; Streptophyta; Magnoliopsida; Rosales; Rosaceae. The record is from RefSeq and is a predicted model, not a curated record. The coding region runs from base 89 to 592 and encodes 167 amino acids. The transcript is spliced from 2 exons. Gene Ontology annotation, molecular function: zinc ion binding; nucleic acid binding.